Messenger RNA from Ambispora leptoticha, 1422 nucleotides. NCBI's taxonomy places the organism in Eukaryota, Fungi, Glomeromycota, Glomeromycetes, Archaeosporales, Ambisporaceae. The record is from the annotation of a GenBank genome assembly.
AUGCCGCCUCUUGCUAAAAGUAAUAAAUAUGAUCUCUUAGUUAUUGGUGGUGGAAGUGGCGGACUUGCCGCUGCGAGACGUGCGGGGUCUUAUGGUGCUCGUGUCGCUAUAAUAGAAGCAAGUGGAAAACUUGGCGGAACUUGUGUCAAUGUUGGAUGUGUACCAAAAAAGGUCAUGUUUAAUACUGCAUCAAUCGCGGAAGCUCUGCAUGAUGCACAACAAUAUGGAUUCGAUCUUGGCAAUGAUGUGAAACCGAAGUUCGAUUGGAAUUCCUUGAAAGGAAAACGAGAUGCUUAUAUAAAACGUCUUAAUGGUAUUUAUGAAAACAACCUUGCAAAGGACAGUGUCGAAUAUAUUAAAGGAAGAGGUAGUUUCGCGGGUAAAAAUAAAUUGCGAGUUGAAUAUGAUGGUCAAAUAGAGGAAAUUGAAGCGGAAAAAAUUCUAAUUGCUACGGGUGGUCAUCCACAUAUUCCGAAUGAUAUUCCUGGUGCGGAAUUGGGUAUCGACAGUGAUAAGUUUUUUGAUCUUGAACAACAACCCAAAAAAGCUGCAGUGGUUGGCACAGGAUAUAUUGGAGUCGAAUUGGCUGGAAUCUUCAAUGCAUUAGGCACCGACACGACUCUUUUCACUCGUAGUGGUGAAAUUCUGCGUACCUUUGAUCCAAUCAUCAAAGAUACUAUACUAGAAGAAACUAAAAGAGAAGGAAUUCGUUUACUUACACACGCAAAAGUACACUCACUUCGUCGUGAGUCACCGAGUAACCCGCUAGUUGUAGAAUUCUCCUCUUCUGAAACUGGUGAAAAGACUACCGAGGAAUUUGACAUAUUGUUAUGGGCGAUUGGACGUGAUCCAAAUACCAAAGAUUUGAACUUGGAAGUGACCGAUGUGAAGACUAAUCCUAAAGGCUAUAUUGUGGUGGAUGAGUAUCAGAAGACUGAUGCUGACAAUAUUUACGCAUUGGGUGAUGUGUGCGGUGUUGCACAAUUAACACCUGUCGCUAUAGCAGCAGGUCGUCGUUUUUCUGACCGUCACUAUGGUCCUCCACAGUUCAAAAAUUCUAAACUCGAUUAUUCAAAUAUUCCAACAGUUGUAUUUCAUGGUACAUGUGGAACAGUCGGUCUAACUGAACCUGAAGCAAAAGCUAAAUACGGUGAAGAUAAUGUGCGCACGUAUACCUCAAAAUUUGUCAAUAUGUAUCACGCAAUGACUCCUCACAAACCUGCAACCGCAUAUAAACUUGUGGUCACCGGACCUGAAGAGAAAGUUGUUGGUGUACAUUUGAUUGGUCGUGAUUCAGCUGAAAUUUUGCAAGGAUUUUCAGUAGCAGUGAAAAUGGGUGCCACCAAAGAAAAUUUUGAUUCUACAGUUGCAAUUCAUCCUACUUCGGCUGAAGAACUGACGGGGAUUGUUAUGUUGUGCUAG